Coregonus sp. 'balchen' is the source of this 9988-nucleotide messenger RNA. The record is from the annotation of a GenBank genome assembly. NCBI's taxonomy places the organism in Eukaryota, Metazoa, Chordata, Actinopteri, Salmoniformes, Salmonidae.
AUUACCAUCGAACAUUUUUUUCUGUAGUGAAUGGCGUCGGGUCGGUGAAAAGUGUAGGAGUCGAGAAACUUCACGAUAGUAAAUUACGACGUUACUGUAUUUCUGCCUUAGCUAAGAGAAACCCACACUACGACACUGUAAUUUUUCAUUCAAACAUGCCUCGGAAAAAGCCAUUCAGCACCAAACAGAAGAAGAAACAGAUGCAAGUGAAACGGGAAAGAAAGCGAGGUAACGUUCGCUGCAAUGACAGAAAGUGUGCGUGCCGAAAAUGCUAACGUUAGCUAGCUUUUCGUUUUACUAACUUGUACGUGGAGAGUUGAGUAAAUUGGCUAGUUAGCUGUCUGCUUUGAGGAACAAGAACACUAUGUCAUUUCCCCCGAUAUAUUUUUGACGAAUUAGCUACAAAUAAAGAAUAGGGCCGUAAUUAUUUUUGCCAUAACAUGCAUGUCAUGUGUGUAUUUGGGUCUUUCUAGCAAACGUUAGCUACCUUGCUUGCUAGCUAGCUAGUACCUUGCUUGCUAGCUAAACUGACGACGUUACAGAGCUAGCUAUGUGUGUGUGUGACCUUAUCGCUCAAUUGUAUUGCUGGCGUCAUUCAUUGUCAUUGAUGGGGCUGAAGUGGAAAAGUAUUGAUGCAGAGAAAUCAGCAUCACUGUACUACACUGGUAUUGUUUUCACUAUGUGUAAGCUCUACUGCGCAGACUCGGUAUAACAUUAUGUAAUAGGAAAGCUAGCUAUCUCAAGUUGAGGGGAUAACAAAAGCUGUUGGAGAUCACAUACCUACACUCUUCUACAGCUAGCUAGCAAUGAAAAGAGAUUCAUUGUGACAACGUCCACUGUCAAUUUAUUACAUAGGGUUAGUAUUGAGACAAUUACUAAAUGUAUAGAUAGCAUAUAUGUAAAUGUGUGUACAUUAGAUUCUAAAGUUGAACGUUGUAGAAUGUGGUCUUUGUUUGGUACCAAUUGCUGACAAAGAGGCAAGUUUUCAUUCUGUCCACUGUAUGUUCCUGUCCCAAAUGGCGCCCUAUCCCCUAUAUAUAGGGAAUAGGGUGCCAUUUGGGAAGGGUUCAAUAUAAGCCUCUGAUUAUGAUGACCUCGCCUCCUCAGGUGAGCCAGGCUCAGGGCCCAGCAGCCGUAAUAACAGUGUGGAGCGGGGGAUGGACAGGGAUAGGCAGUCGGACACGUCAGAUAGUGAAACCACAGAUGUCAGGAGGAUAAACCAGCAGCCUGGCAUCAGGGAGGGCAGAUACGACCCCAAUAGGUGAGUUACCAAUACAUUAGCAUAGGUAAUACUUAGCUCUGGUCCAGGGGAUUACAUGCUGCUUACUGAUGCAGAAGCUGAGCAAGCCACACAUAACACCCUGGACCAGAGCUAAGGUAAUACUGUACAUCACCUGCAAUGAAACCAAACACAAUGACGGGUGUGUUAUUGCUGGUCUUGAACAAAAGCCUGCACACUGUAUGGACCAGGAAUGGUGUCCACUGACAGCUAGGCUCAUAAGGCUGUCACCUGCUGAGUGGGUUUCUGUUUUGUCAGAUAUCAUCAAUGUUACCUUUUGGGAAAACAUGUCAUGAUUUCUGUAUGAACUGAUGCCUGGAACAGUGGGAAUUCCCUGGAACAAACUGAAGGGUUAAUGGAAAAAUAUUAAUUAGAGCAAUGUCUGGGUCUGUAGAUAUUAAAAGUAAGAGGCCAAAAGAGACUAAAUAAAAAAAUUAGAACAUGUUACUCCAGGAAUCCUGAAACAUGAGCAAACAACUUUCAGACAGAGGUCAAUGGUAGAUUACAGAAACUGCUGUUGUCAGAACAAACACCCACAUCCCACACACCUGAUGUUCAUGACUGCACACAGAUGCUUUUGUGUCCUUCACACUCACCCUACCCAAUUCCCCCCUCUACUUACACACAGCUAUACUCAUCUCUCUGUCCAUUCAGGUUCCGUCUGCACUUUGAGAAGGAGAGCAGAGAGGAGGUGGAGAGGAGGAAGAAGCUUGCCAGAGAGAAGGUUCUGGACCAGAUGUUAGACAAAGACCUGGAGGUUGACAUUAACGACAUAUACCCCACAGAGAAAGGUAGGUCAGAGCUCCUGGACCCUGAGCCUCACAACAGCCUCUUAAUGCUGUUAAAUAAAGGUUCAGUCUCAAAUGGCACCCUAUUCCUUAUUUAGUGCACUAAUUUUGACCAAAGCUAUAUGUGCUCUAGUCCAAGUAGGACACUAUAUGGUGUAAUUUGGUACGUAACCUGUACCCUGAGCCUCUCAAUGCUGUUAAAUAAAAACCCACUCUAGUGGGAGUUUUGACAUGGUCUUUUCACUUUGUGUCAUAGCUUGACGUGUCUGUGCCACUGACCACCUCCAAUCUCAGGUCUUGAGUUCCCACGUCGACCUCCGUGGAACUAUGGGAUGAAUCGUGAGGAGCUGCUGAAGAAAGAAGAGAAGUCAUACCGGGAAUAUCUGAACGACCUGCACUCCAGAAACCCACCUGGAUCCCUCAGCCACUUUGAGCACAACCUGGAGGUGAGGAAACUAUAUAUUCAGAACCCUUUAUACACCCUUUAUAAAUGCUUUUGAGGGCGGUGGUAGCCUUGAGGUUAGUGACCGGCUCGUUACAGGGGGGUGGGGGGUGUAUUGUGUCAGCAGAAAGAUCAAUUUUGAUGGAUAAAUAAAGAUCUAUUAAUUCUACAGUAUUCUAUCAACUUUAAUGAAUCUUUUAAAAACCACCUCUUUCUCUGACACUGAGCAAAAUGUAGGGUAGGUAAAACCUAUAUACUCUUCAUAUAACUUUAUACCCUCCCUUUCUUCCCCCUCUCUCUAUCUCUCCCCCUCUCUCUAUCUCUCCCCCCCUCUAUCUUUACCCCGCUCUUUCUUUUAGACGUGGAGACAGUUGUGGAGAGUGUUAGAGAUGUCCGAUGUGAUUCUGCUCAUCGUGGACAUCAGGCACCCGGUGGGUAAUCUAUUUUAAACUCCUUCAACAGUCAUUAUCUACUACUAGUCGCUAGCACACGCUAGCCGUGGCCUCUUGCUAGCUAGUGCUAUAGCUACCUCCGAACUAUCCUAUUGCUGUUCACCGGACCUUAUGAUAACUCAGCUAUACAGCUGAUGUCUGCUGGACUGUUCCUUUUUACGGUACCGCAUCCUGUUUAUGUUUAGCCUCAGCCCAAACUGUGUCGUCAUUACCAGCUGUUGUCUUAGCUCUCUCAAAUUACACCCGUGAUUGCUUUAUGCCUCUCUCCCAUUUCAAUAUGGUUAGCUUAUUGUUGUUUCGGUUAUUUCUAAUUGUACUAUUUCACUGUAGAUCCCCCAGCCCAGCUAAACCUGCCUUAGAUAGCUCCUUUGUCCCACCCCCCAUACACGCGGAGACCGACUCAAUUGGUGCCUCCAGUGAUGCUAUCUCUUUCAUUGUUACCCAACGCUUAGGUUUACCUCCACUUUACUCAUAUCCUUCCAUAUCGUUGUCUGUACAUAAUGCCCUGAAUCUUUUCUACAACGCCCGGAAAUCUGCCCCCUUUAUUCUAUGUACCCAACGCACAUCAUUUGCUGACUUCUGUAAUCGCAAAAGCCUUGGUUUCCUGCAUGUAAAUAUCAGAAGUCUACUUCCUAAGUUUGAGUUAUUCACUGCGUUAGCACACUCCGCCAACCCUGAUGUUCUAGCAGUGUCUGAAUCCUGGCUUAGGAAGGCCACCAAAAAUUCUGAAAUUUCCAUCCCCAACUAUAACAUUUUCCGUCUAGAUAGAACUGCCAAAGGGGGUGGAGUUGCAAUCUACUGUAGAGAUCUACUGUAGAGAUACUGCAGAGCUCUAUCAUACUAUCCAGGUCUGUGCCCAAACAGUUUGAGCUUCUACUUCUAAAAAUCCACCUUUCCAGAAAUAAGUCUCUCACUGUUGCUGCUUGCUACAGACCCCCCUCAGCCCCCAGCUGUGCCCUGGACACCAUAUGUGAAUUGAUUGCCCCCCAUUUAUCCUCAGAGUUCGUACUGCUUGGUAACCUAAAUUGGGAUAUGCUUAAUACCCCGGCCAUCCUACAAUCCAAACUAGAUGCCCUCAAUCUCACGCAAAUUAUCAACGAACCAACCAGGUACAACCCUAAAUCCGUAAACAUGGGUACCCUCAUAGAUAUCAUCCUGACUAACUUACCCUCUAAAUACACCUCUGCUGUCUUCAACCAGGAUCUCAGCGAUCACUGCCUUAUUGCCUGCGUCCGUAACGGGUCCGCGGUCAAACGACCACCCCUCAUCAUUGUCAAACGCUCCCUAAAACACUUUAGCGAGCAGGCCUUCCUAAUUGACCUGGCCCAGGUAUCCUGGAUGGAUAUAGAUCUCAUUCCGUCAGUAGAGGAUGCCUGGUUGUUCUUUAAAAGUAAUUUACUCUCAAUCUUAAAUAAACAUGCCCCAUUCAAAAAAAUACAGAACUAAGAACAGAUAUAGCCCCUGGUUCUCCUCAGACUUGACUGCCCUUGACCAGCACAAAAACAUCCUGUGGCGUACUGCAUUAGCAUCUAAUAGCCCCCGCGAUAUGCACAUUUUCAGGGAAGUUAGGAACCAAUAUACACAAGCAGUCAGGAAAGCAAAGGCUAACUUUUUCAAACAGAAAUUUGCAUCCUGUAGCACUAACUCCAAAAAGUUUUGGGACACUGUAAAGUCCAUGGAGAAUAAGAGCACUUCCUCCCAGCUGCCCACUGCACUGAGGCUAGGAAACACUAUCACCACCGAUAAAUCUACAAUAAUUGAGAAUUUCAACAAGCAUUUUGCUACGGCUGGCCAUGCUUUCCACCUGGCUACCACUACCCCGGCCACCAACUCUGCACCCUCCGCUGCAACUUGCCCAUGCCCCCCCCCCCCGCUUCUCCUUCACACAAAUUCAGACAGCUGAUGUUCUGAAAGAGCUGCAAAAUCUGGACCCCUACAAAUCAGCAGGGCUAGACAAUCUGGACCCUUUCUUUCUAAAACUAGCCGCCGAAAUUGUCGCAACCCCUAUUACUAGUCUGUUCAACCUCUCUUUCGUAACGUCUGAGAUCCCCAGAGAUUGGAAAGCUGCUGCGGUCAUCCCCCUCUUCAAAGGGGGUGACACUCUAGAUCCAAACUGUUACAGACCUAUAUCCAUCCUGCCCUGCCUUUCGAAAGUAUUUGAAAGCCAAGUUAACAAACAGAUCACCGACCAUUUCGAAUCCCACCGUACCUUCUCCGCUAUGCAAUCCGGUUUCCGAGCUGGUCAUGGGUGCACUUCAGCCACGCUCAAGGUCCUAAACGAUAUUAUAACCGCGAUCGAUAAUAGACAGUACUGUGAAGCCGUCUUCAUCGACCUGGCCAAGGCUUUCGACUCUGUCAACCACCGCAUUCUUAUUGGCAGACUAAAUAGCCUUGGUUUCUCAAAUGACUGCCUCGCCUGGUUCACCAACUACUUCUCAGAUAGAGUUCAGUGUGUCAAAUCCGAGGGCCUGUUGUCUGGACCUAUGGCAGUCUCUAUGGGGGUGCCACAGGGUUCAAUUCUUGGGCCGACUCUUUUCUCUGUGUAUAUCAAUGAUGUCGCUCUUGCUGCUGGUGACUCUCAGAUCCACCUCUACGCAGACGACACCAUUUUGUAUACAUCUGGCCCUUCAUUGGACACUGUGUUAACAAACCUCCAAACGAGCUUCAAUGCCAUACAACACUCCUUCAGUAGCCUCCAACUGCUCUUAAACACUAGUAAAACUAAAUGCAUGCUUUUCAAUCGAACGCUGCUGGCACCCGCCCACCCGACUAGAAUCACCACUCUCGACGGGUCUGACCUAGAGUAUGUGGACAACUACAAAUACCUAGGUGUCUGGUUAGACUGUAAACUCUCCUUCCAGACUCACAUUAAGAAUCUCCAAUCCAAAGUUAAAUCUAGAAUCGGCUUCCUAUUUCGCAAACAAAGCCUCCUUCACUCAUGCUGCCAAACAUGCCCUCGUAAAACUGACUAUCCUACCGAUCCUUGACUUCGGCGAUGUCAUUUACAAAAUAGCCUCCAACACUCUACUCAGCAAAUUGGAUAUAGUCUAUCACAGUGCCAUCCGUUUAGUCUCCAAAGCCCCAUACACUACCCACCACUGUGACCUGUACGCUCUUGUUGGCUGGUCCUCACUACAUGUUCGUCGUCAAACCCACUGGCUCCAGGCCAUCUAUAAAUCACUGCUAGGCAAAUCCCCGCCUUAUCUUAGCUCAUUGGUCACCAUAGCAGCACCCACCCGUAGUCUGCGCUCCAGCAGGUAUAUCUCACUGGUCAUUCCCAAAGCCAACACCUCCUUUGGCCGCCAUUCCUUCCAGUUCUCUGCUGCCAAUGACUGGAACGAAUUGCAAAAAUCUCUGAAGCUGGAGACUCUUAUCUCCCUCACUAACUUUAAGCAUCAGUUGUCAGAGCACCUUACCGAUCACUGCACCUGUACACAGCCCAUCUGAAAUUAGCCCACCCAACUACCUCAUCCCUAUAUUGUUAUUUAUUUUGCUCUUUUGCACCCCAGUAUCUCUAUUUGCACAUAAUCUCUUGCACAUCUAGCAUUCCAGUGUUAAUACUAAUUGUAAUUAUUUUGCACUAUAGCCUAUUUAUUGCCUUACCUCCAUAACUUGCUACAUUUGCACACACUGUAUAUAUAUUUUCUGUUGUAUUUUUUGACUUUAUGUUUUUUACCCCAUAUGUAACUCUGUGUUGUUGUUUUUAUCGCACUGCUAUGCUUUAUCUUGGCCAGGUCGCAGUUGUAAAUGAGAACUUGUUCUCAACUGGCUUACCUGGUUAAAUAAAGGUUAAAUAUAAAAAUUAAAAUAAAAUAAAAAGUCAUGUACCAUAGUAUCAUUAUCAACUUACUACUGUCACCAUGAUAAUGUAAUUAAUAGUCACUGAUGGUAUCAUUAUGCGUUGAACCAUAUGGUGAAAUGCAUACAUAGAGUAUCCACCAGGUGGAGCCACAGACAGGGUAAGUCAGAACAUGGUCAGGACCAUUCGUCAUACAUGACAAUGUUCCUAUGGGCCCUGGUCAAAAGUAGUGCACUAUAUAUGGAAUAGGGUGCUAUUUGGGACGUAGUCUAUAAGUCGUUUGCCAGACCGAGCAUGCAUGUCUUAAUGAAUGUGUUCCUUGUGUGUCCCUCCCAUGCAGGUGCUGCAGUUUCCCCCGGCGCUGUACCACUAUAUCACUGGGGAGCUGCAGAAGCAGGUGGUGGUGGUGCUGAACAAAGCUGACCUGUGUCCCCCUCCCCUGGUGCUGGCCUGGACACACUACCUCCAGACACAGUUCCCCCACCUCCACUGUGUCUGCUUCACAUCACACCCCGGCCAGCCAUACAGCACAGGUGAGUGGGAGGGAGGGUGUUUGUGCUGGAGCGAAAGUGACACACAAGGCGAGAGACAAUGAUGAGAGCUGAUUGGUGCUGUUGAACUGCGUACUUGAUCACCAGAAUAACCUAUUGCACUGUCUGUAUCUGUCUCUAGUGCUUCAGAAGAAGAGGAUGAGAAAAAAGGGUACAUGUGGGUGGGGACAUGCUGGAGGCCCCACUCACAUCCUGAAGGCGUGUCAGGAAAUCACAGCAGGAAAAGGUGAGAGGGACACACCCACCUGGGUGGCUUAGUACCUAUUUCACACAUGUAUUGCUAACCAUGCAAGUCUGUAAUGACUUAAUGCUUUGGCCAGGCACUUUCCAUAGCAUAGCUAAUUACUGUUGAAUGAAGGAUUGGUGUCUUCAUACAAAGAUCUGUGGGUGCAGGGUUGUAAGGGUAUAUCAUAGAAGAAUCUACACUGAACAGAAAUAGUCUUAAAAUAGGCUAAAGACAAGUAAGGCUGCGUCCCGAUUCUCCACUUUUUCCCAGAAGUUUGCAGAAGCAUUGGCUGUAGGGAGUGUUCACCAUCGUUACUCCCCCCCCCCUUGUAGUGGACCUGUCCAGCUGGGAGAAGAAGAUCCAGAGAGAUGCGGUUGCUAUGGGACCAGAGGGGGAGCAGUCAGAGGAGGUGGCGGACUCUGUGCUAGUGGAGCACCAGAGUGAUGUUGCCAUGGAGAUGAGCAGCCCCUCCCAAGAGCUGUAUAAAGAUGGCGUGCUCACGCUGGGCUGUAUAGGUGAGCGGCCAUGUUGGAAGCUUGCUUUCCUACCUCCCAAUCAGUAAUCUGUCAUCACUGAUUAGUAACUUAAUUUAUCAAGUAAUGCUUGUGUACCUCAAGGCUUUGUUCCCCCACCAACCCCCUCUGGCAUUCAGAAACUUCUACUACAAACAGAAUAUUAAUAUAUCUGCACUGUCUCUCUCUCCCUCCCUCCCUAGGCUUCCCUAACGUGGGGAAAUCAUCAGUAUUGAACAGUCUGGUAGGUAGGAAGGUGGUGAGUGUGUCUCGAACCCCCGGCCACACCAAAUACUUCCAGACCUACUACCUCACACCCACUGUCAAACUGUGUGAUUGCCCUGGACUGGUCUUCCCUUCACUAGUCAACAAACAACUACAGGUAACUGAGAGGGAGUGUGUGUGGGUAGGUUGUAAGUGUGUAUGUAUGUAUGUGUCCGCACUAUGACCUCCCAUUCCCUUAGAAUCCCAGGUCUAAUCACUGUGGAGGAAAUGUCUUGGGGAAUAGAAGAAUAACUGAAAUUCCCUCUGGCCAUUUGAAGGCUGUCUUUGGAGUAGAAUCAGAAUCCGUACCACUUUUAAGUCUCAACUACUGGGGAGAGCUUUGUGUAUAAAAUCAAUCAUUACCCAUCAACCCUUUUCAAACCCUUUUUCUUGAUUUGUCCUCCCUCUCCUAUCUUUCUCAUGCUCUUACUCUUUAUAAACACUUUUCCUCCAUUCUUUUGUAUCUACGCCUCUUCCUCCAUCUCUCUCCCUCCUAUUCUAUGUCUCUUCUGUCCCUUUCUCCCUAGAUCCUAGCUGGUAUCUACCCAGUGUCUCAGCUGCAGGAGCCCUACAGUUCUGUGGGUUAUCUGUGUGAGCGGACCCCCUUUCUGUCGGUGCUCAAGCUCCGGCACCCCAGCGUGGAGGGCCCACAGCAUGCACCCAAAGGGGGGGAGAAGGAGAGGGAGCAGGGGCCCGAGCACAGCUGGACAGCCUGGGACGUGUGUGAGGGUAAGGACCACCUCAAGUCUGGCUCUAGAAACUCUGGUCUGGUUCUAAACUGUUGAAACACACCCGCUUGUCUGGAUGUCAGGGAGACCUUUGGGAAAUUUUCAGGAACAAUAAUAAUUUAUCGAUUUUUGUUUUCCCUUCAUACCUCUCGUUCUCUCUCUUUCUCCCUGUCUGUCUCACAGCCUGGGCAGAGAGGAGGGGUUAUAAGACAGCGAAGGCAGCUCGUAACGACGUGUAUCGGGCAGCUAACAGUCUACUGCGGCUGGCCGUCGACGGUAGGCUGUGUCUGUGCCUCAGACCACCUGCAUACAACGAUCAGAGAGGUCAGUACACAGGUCAUACAAUGAUCAGAGAGGUCAUAGACAGGUCACACAACGAUCAGAGAGGUCAUAGACCGGUCAAGACAACCAGUCAGGCAUAUCACUUCAUCACUACUGUACAGACAACCAGAGACUCAUAUUUAAAAGGGAAGACACACCGACACAAAUGUCGGCCGUGCACAGCGGGCGCGCAGGGGAAGGUCAAAUCCCAGCAGGUGAUCUACUGCGCACGGCUGACGUUCAUGUUGAUCUGGCUUCCGUCCUUUAAACUGAUGACUGGGGCUUUGUACAAACAAAAAUAUGAAGAAAAGUGUUUGAUAUAUUGAUUAAUGAAUCAAUCAAUGGAUUUGUGGUAUACAGAGCAGUGGGAGUCCCACCCAGACCUGGCAGAGAUCAUCGCUCUACAGGGACGGAGGGAAGAGGAGGGGGCAGGAGAGAGGGAUGAGGAGGAGGAGGAAGGGGAGUCCAGCUCUGAGCCGGAGGAGGAGAGGGAUAGGGACGCUGAUGAUGAUGAUGAGGAUGGUGAUGAUGAAGGGAUUGGACACCCGGCAGUGAAGGAGAGGAAGGGGCCAACCAGCCUCACAGUCAACAUGUUCGAUGUCCUCCGGGAAAACGAGUGCGAGUGA